GUGACGUCAGGCGGCGUUUCCGUGGCAACGGCUUCUCCCGUACCAAGAUGGCCACGGAGGCGAGAGGAGACGCGAAGGCGGCGCAGCGGUGGGAAAUCCUGCGGCAGGCGUUGCGCUCUGGCUGCGUGGAGCCGGUGGCUGGCUCCUCCGCCUCCGUGCGUCGCUUCGCUUCGUUUGGGCUCUUCACGGUGGAGCGGCACGGGGAGGACGAGGAGGCCCCCGGUGGAGCCGAGUGGCUCCGCUUCUCCUGCUCACAGAUGCUGCCGCGCCAUGCGCUCAUCCGACAGUCGGUGGGCGCCGUCAAUCUCAAAGACGUCCUCAGCAGCUUCGACAACACGGGCAACGUGUGUGUGUGGCCUGCAGAAGAGGUCAUGGCAUUCUACUGCAUUAAACACAGGCACACGUUCAGAGGGCUCUCGGUCUGCGAGCUGGGAGGAGGGAUGACGUGCCUGGCCGGGCUCAUGGUUGCCAUCACAUCGGAGGCUAAGGAGGUUUUAUUAACGGAUGGAAAUGACAAGGCCGUCAAAAAUGUAAGCACGAUUUUGGAAAGAAAUACAUCCUCUGGCUUAAUUACUGCCGCAGAUGUCACAAGCCGAGUACUACGGUGGGAUAACGAGGAGGACAUUUUUCCACUUGAAGGAAAAUUUGACAUCUUGCUUUGUGCAGACUGCCUGUUUGUGGAUGAGCACCGGGCCUCCCUCGUGGACACGCUGCACAGGCUGCUGCGACCAGGGGGGACCGUGCUGGUGUUUGCUCCGCAAAGAGGAAACACGCUGGACAAGUUCUGCGUCCUCGCCGAGCGCUCGGGGUUUAAAAUUGAGAAAACCGAAGCGUACGACCAGCAGGUUUGGGCGAUCCAUUCUGCGGUGAAGACGGAGGGAAAGAACGCAUAUGACGAGAACCUGCACUACCCGAUCUUGCUAACGCUGACGCGCUGCCUUUAGGCUGUCGCUGGAUUAUUGCUCUGGCCUAACAAAGCGUUGCCUUAAUUGACGACCCAGAAGCCUUUGUUUUUGUAUUCUGCGAGGGUACUACUGGUGGCAGGUAUUCUGGGUAGCCCUCCAGAACCAGUGGUGAGAUGUAAACUACCUCGCCUGGUUUACAGGAGGUCGUAGGUUCAAUCCCGAGCCUGACGCCUGUAUAUUUGGAGUUUGCAUGUUCUCCCCGUGGUCGCGUGGAUUUUUCUGAGUC
This is a messenger RNA of Petromyzon marinus (sea lamprey), 1191 nucleotides long. It is a transcript of the gene CAMKMT, whose product is annotated as calmodulin-lysine N-methyltransferase. The record is from RefSeq and is a predicted model, not a curated record. NCBI's taxonomy places the organism in Eukaryota, Metazoa, Chordata, Hyperoartia, Petromyzontiformes, Petromyzontidae. Gene Ontology annotation, cellular component: cytoplasm. Gene Ontology annotation, molecular function: calmodulin-lysine N-methyltransferase activity.